Molecule: messenger RNA, 951 nt
Organism: Syzygium oleosum
Lineage: Eukaryota; Viridiplantae; Streptophyta; Magnoliopsida; Myrtales; Myrtaceae
Product: probable 2-oxoglutarate-dependent dioxygenase AOP1
Exons: 3
Coding region: 1-951 (316 amino acids)
Molecular function (GO): dioxygenase activity
Source: RefSeq, a predicted model, not a curated record
AUGAGCUCUAUUCCAACACUGAAGCUUCCCCUGAUAGAUCUGUCCAAAUUAGAUGGUUCGAAGCCAGGGACGGGUCGAUGGGACUCCUUGCUAUGUCAAGUCCGACGAGCCCUUGAAGAAUUCGGUUGCUUCGAAGCUUUGUAUGAUAAGAUGACCUUGGAGCUUCACAAUGAUAUGUUCCAAGAAUUGGAGGAAUUGCUCGAGCUUCCAACCGAUGUGAAGCGCCGGUUCGUUGUCCCGGAGAAGCGGUUCAACGGCUACCACACGAACCCUCCUCAGGCGCCUCCCUAUGAGGCAUUUGGAAUGGACUACGGCCCCAACUCAGGUUCGAUCAACAGAUUAGCGGAUCUCAUGUGGCCGGAGGGAAACACAAGAUUUUGUGAGACAAUGAAUACGUAUGUUACGAGGGUUUUGGAGUUGGAUUCACUGGUGAGGAAGCUGGUUUUGGGAAGCUUGGGCGUAGACAAGUACGUGGAUUCGCUGGCCAGGUCGGUCAAAUACAAUUUCCGUCUCAUGGGAUAUGCACCUCCCGGGAACGACGAGUCCAAGAAGCCCGACACUACGUGCCAUCGGGACGCGAACUUCGUGACCAUACUUCACCAAAAUCAUGUGAAUGGAUUGGAAAUGCAAACUAAGGACGGACGUUGGAUUGAGGUCGCCCCUUCCUCAGCUUGCUCUUUCAUUGUCCUCACUGGGGAGUCAUUCUACGGAUGGAGCAAUGGGAGAUUACACAGCCCUCGUCACCGUGUAAGGGUGAGCGGGCACGAGCGACGAUAUUCCAUAGGACUCUUCUCUUCCGAUCAAGGCACAGUUCAGUGUCCUGAUGAGCUUGUGGACGACCAACACCCUUUGCUUUUUAAGCCCUUUGAUGUUGCUGGUCUCUCCCGCAUCUACAAUACCAAAGAGGGCAAAAGUGGAGCUUCAGCGAUGGAUACGUUUUACAGAAUUUGA